UUACAUGUUCUUUGGGUGUUUUGGAUGUUCUCUCUCUUCAUUUGGUGUCUCCUUUUGUUUCUCUCUCUUUCUCGUAUCUGCCUCCCUCAUUCCCUUGUUUGCUUCCAUACCCUAAUCUCUCUCUUUUCUCAUCUCCCAUCUUCAGUCUAUUCAUCAAUCUAUUACUUGUGAGAUUGUCACACUUGGGUUUGAUUCUUUGAUCCACAAGGAAGAUUGGAAACACAAUUUGGACUCCAGUGGCUAAGACUGAUGGUUCAAAUGUCUAUUCUACCAACUUAUUAUUGUACAUGACGUAGCUGCCGUUGCUAUUGAUCGCAAUGUAAGACCUGUAACUAGAGAAGAUGAAGGAUAAUAGUUCAUCAGGUCAGAAAAUGAUUAACCGGAAUUGGGUCUUGAAGCGCAAACGAAGAAAGGUUCCAUGUGGAACAAGCUUAUCCAGUGAUAAAAAAGAUAACUUGGUAGCCUCAGAAUCUCCAAGGAAUGCUUCUGCUAGACGCAGGCUGAAAGGUGAAACAAGCUCCAAUCAAUUGUUGUCAAAGAGGAAAGGAAAUGAUGGGUAUUACUAUGAAUGUGUGGUUUGUGAUCUUGGUGGCAAUUUGUUGUGUUGUGAUAGCUGUCCACGUACCUAUCAUCUGGAAUGCCUUGAACCACCACUUAAGCGCAUUCCUACUGGGAAGUGGCAAUGCCCACAGUGUUGUCUGAAGACUGAUCCAAUAGGGUCCAUUAGCCGUUUGGAAUCCAUUUCAAAGCGAGCAAGGUCAAAAAUAAUUAACUCAAAAUCACAAUCUGGAACAAGGUUACCUGCAAGUGAGAGGGUAUCCCGGAUUUUUGGGAGGUCCAUUCUUUCAGAGAAACAAUCUUCAAAACAAGAAAAAUCUGAUUCAGCUAGGGGAGUUGAACCUUCAGGAAAAGAAGAUUCCUCCCCACUAGAUGUACCUUCUACCAGCAAGCCGAGUAUUACAUCUCCUGAUUCUGAUUGUGCUGGAGAUGGUAAUGCAUUGUCUAUGAAUGUUGACAUUGAAGAAAAACAGGGCAUUCCUGAUUCAUUAGCAGAAAGAAAGUUGACUCCUGAUGGAGUUCCAUCUCAUUUCCAAAGAGCAGAUACAGAUCAAAAUGGUGAUUCCCUGCAAGGGAAAACUGAAUUGUCUUGUAAUGACAAGUGUCCAAGAAAUGAAAUUGUUCUUGCCAUUGGCACAGCAGUGGAGGAUAAGAAAAAAAGAAAGCAGGAUGUCAGUAAAGAGAUCAGUCAAAAGAAGCGUAGGACAGAUAAGGGGAAACAAUCAGCUAGUGCUUCCAGUAAUGGAUUCAAAACCAAUAGCAUUAGACCGGUAAUGAGUAAAAUGAAGAAGAAACAAAAAACCACUAAAAAUGGUGUUUCUGCACCCUUGCUAAAGGAGGAAGCUGGAAGCAAGAGUUCUGAUGCCCAGAGAAAAGAUGAGAAGCAUUCUGAAAAGGCGAAUCACCCAUCAGCUAAGUUGGAUAAAGAUGCUGAUGAUACAUCACUGGUUCAUGAAGAUAAUGUUACUGCUGAAGUUCAGCAGGUUGACCGGGUUCUAGGAUGUCGAGUUGAAGGUGAUAGUGCAAGCUCUUCACAUCCUGUUCUGGUGGCAGUUCCAGAUGGCCUGCAUUCUGAUGAUUUGCUAAUGCCAAAAAAUCGAAAUAGAGUUUCAAAGGAAAAUUCUGCUUGUGGAAAUGAUGUGGAUGUAGGAGUUGCUGAAAAUUUUUCAGAGGGUUGUCCUGAUAUAGUAAAAAGUUCUGAUAAGGAAGAAAGCAUGAAGGAUGACAACAAAGUAGAUAAAUUACAUGUAUACAGAAGAUAUUUGACCAAAGAUGGCAAAGAUGGUAAUUCCAUGGCUGUAUUGGGGAAAGACAAUGAAGAUAUGGAUACUGCUCACCUAAAUGGAAAAGAUCAGGAUGAAUCUGCAACAGCUAAUGGGGAAUUGGGAAAAGGAAAUCAAAAGGUGGCUGAGGAGAAGGAUGCAGAUGUUAGUUUGAGAAGUCAUUGUACCAAUAAAGCCCCAAAAGACUCUGAAAUAAUUGUUUCUCAUGAAUCAGCAAAAACAAGAGAGGCACAUGAAGAAAUGAAAAUGAGUAGCAGUAGUGAAGAUAAAGUCCAGGAAGCAGCUGUAGCUGAAUCUGCAUCUUCUGAAAAGCAAGCAGUGUCGUAUGAAUUUUUAGUAAAAUGGAUGGGAAAGUCGCAUAUCCAUAACAGUUGGAUUUCUGAAUCUGAACUAAAAGUUCUGGCAAAGAGAAAACUAGAGAAUUACAAGGCAAAAUAUGGAACAGCUGUGAUAAAUAUCUGUGAGGAAAAGUGGAAGCAGCCUCAGCGAGUCAUUUCUCUCCAUGUUUCAAAAGAUGGCAUGCGUGAAGCAUUUGUGAAGUGGACUGGUCUUCCUUAUGAUGAAUGCACUUGGGAAAGGGUAGAUGAACCUGUUCUUCAAAAGUCUUCUCAUCUUAUUGAUCUAUUUGAUCAGUUUGAACAUCAAACAAUUGAAAAAGAUGCUGCUAAGGAUGAAUCUAGGGGGAGGACUGGUUACCAACAAAGUGAUAUUGUCACUUUGACAGAGCAACCUAAGGAGCUAAAGGGAGGCUCUUUGUUUCCCCAUCAGCUUGAAGCAUUAAACUGGCUGCGUAAAUGCUGGCAUAAAUCCAAAAAUGUGAUACUUGCUGAUGAAAUGGGCCUUGGAAAAACUGUGUCUGCUGCUGCCUUCCUUUCAUCUCUAUAUUUUGAAUUUAAAGCUACUUUGCCCUGUCUUGUUCUGGUUCCACUUUCCACCAUGCCCAACUGGCUUGCUGAGUUUUCAUCAUGGGCUCCAGAUUUAAAUGUUGUGGAGUAUCAUGGAUGUGCAAAAGCAAGAGCUAUUAUUCGGCAGUAUGAAUGGCAUGCUAGUGAUCCAAACGAGUUGAAUAAGAGAACAGCUUCCUAUAAGUUUAAUGUUCUUUUAACUACUUAUGAGAUGGUUCUUGCUGAUUCCUCUCAUUUGCGUGGAGUUCCUUGGGAAGUUCUUGUGGUUGAUGAGGGUCACCGUUUGAAGAAUUCAGAGAGCAAGCUGUUCAGCUUGUUAAAUACAUUUUCUUUCCAACACCGUGUUCUGUUGACUGGUACCCCACUUCAGAAUAAUAUCGGGGAAAUGUAUAAUUUACUUAAUUUCUUACAGCCAGCUUCAUUCCCUUCUCUGUCUUCAUUUGAGGAAAAGUUUAAUGAUCUUACAACUGCAGAAAAGGUGGAGGAACUGAAAAAACUUGUUGCUCCUCAUAUGCUUCGAAGGCUAAAAAGGGAUGCCAUGCAGGAUAUUCCACCCAAGACAGAGCGAAUGGUUCCAGUUGAAUUGUCAUCCAUCCAAGCGGAAUACUAUCGUGCGAUGCUAACUAAGAAUUACCAGAUAUUGAGGAAUAUUGGGAAAGGGGUUGCUCAGCAAUCAAUGCUGAACAUUGUGAUGCAGUUAAGAAAGGUUUGCAAUCAUCCUUACCUCAUACCUGGUACAGAGCCUGAAUCUGGAUCAGUGGAGUUUCUUCAUGAAAUGCGGAUAAAGGCUUCAGCCAAGUUAACUCUAUUGCAUUCCAUGCUUAAGGUGUUAUGCAAGGAAGGUCAUAGAGUUCUAAUUUUUUCACAAAUGACCAAGCUUCUUGAUAUUCUUGAGGAUUAUUUGACAAUAGAAUUUGGUCCUAAAACAUAUGACAGAGUGGAUGGCUCUGUUUCAGUGGCUGAUCGGCAGGCAGCAAUAGCACGAUUUAACCAAGAUAAAAGUCGAUUUGUCUUCUUGUUAUCAACACGUUCAUGUGGCCUUGGGAUCAAUUUGGCAACAGCUGACACUGUUAUCAUCUAUGAUUCUGAUUUCAACCCACAUGCUGACAUCCAAGCUAUGAAUCGGGCACAUCGAAUUGGGCAAUCAAACAGACUUUUGGUUUAUAGGCUAGUAGUUCGUGCCAGUGUUGAAGAGCGCAUAUUACAGCUUGCAAAAAAGAAACUGAUGCUUGAUCAGCUUUUUGUCAAUAAGUCUGGAUCUCAAAAAGAAGUGGAAGACAUUCUGAGAUGGGGAACAGAAGAACUCUUCAAUGAUUCGUCUUGCAUGAAUGGAAAAGACAAUGGUGAAAAUAAUAGCAGCAAAGUGGAAAUGGUGAUGGAUAUAGAACAUAAGCACCGGAAGAGGGGUGGUGGCAGCCUGGGAGAUGUGUACAAGGACAAAUGUACAGAUGGCAGCACCAAGAUUGUGUGGGAUGAAAAUGCAAUUCUGAAAUUGCUUGAUCGUUCAAAUAUUCAGUCUGGAUCAUCUGACGUUUUGGAAGGGGAUUUGGAGAAUGAUAUGCUUGGCUCAGUAAAGGCCACGGAAUGGAGUGAUGAAACUACAGAAGAACAAGGGGGAGGUGAGUCACCUCCUGUGGUCACUGAUGAUUGUUUGGCACCAAGUACAGAAAAGGAGGACAAUAUGAUAAACAGCACUGAAGAAAAUGAGUGGGACAGACUGUUGCGUGUAAGGUGGGAAAAAUUCCAAAGUGAGGAAGAAGCAGCUCUUGGUCGAGGGAAGCGCCAGAGGAAAGCUGUUUCUUAUAGGGAAGCAUACACUACACACCCCAAUGAAACAAUGAAUGAGAGUGGUGGUGAAGAAGAACGGGAGCCUGAACCAGAACCAGUAAGAGAGUAUACUCCAGCUGGACGAGCUCUAAAAGCAAAAUAUGCUAAACUCCGUGCCAGACAAAAAGAAAGACUGGCAAAGAGAAGUGGAAUUGGAGAAUCUCAUCCAAGUGAGGUACUUCCUGGACCUAGCUCAGUUCCUCAAUGUCCUGCCAUUGACAAAGAUGGUGAGCGAAUCACCCAAUCAAAUCAACCAGACAAUGAGAAGUCUUCAGAAAUUGACUUGGAGGAUGAUAGAGUAUCCCAACCAUUGGAUGCACCAAAGAGCAGGACUGACCCAGUCUUAAGGCUUGGGAAGAUAUCAAAGAAUAGAGUGAGCAGUCAAUUGGAUCUCUCUGCUAAUCAUGUUGGGCAAUCUUUCCCUGAUAAAAUCCUUCCAAGUUACCAUCUUUGGGGCACAAGCUAUCCAAGCUUUCCAGCCAACAAUCUGUUGCCAGUUCUAGGACUUUGUGCCCCUAAUGCCAAUCAAUUAGACUCAUCCCAUAGAAACUUUUCGAGAUCAAACAUCAGGCAAAGCAGGGCAGGAACUGGACCAGAGUUUCCCUUCAGUCUAGCUUUUUCCUCUGGAGCUUCAAUUGAGAGAGAGGCAAAAUGUCAAGAGAACAUGGAAAAGUUUAAAUUACCAGAUACAUCUCCAGAAAUUUUGCACAAGCAUCUUAAAAGUAGCAAUCUAGAUAGUUGGCUCCCAUUAAAGCCGUAUGCUUCAGCUCUUCCACAAGGAAAAGGUUCUGAUUAUUUAGGAAGUUCCAGUGCUACUCUUGCUGAAUUUAAGGAAAAGAUGUCACUGCCUAACUUACCUUUUGAUGAGAGACUGCUUCCUAGAUUCCCACUUCCUCCACAAAAUGUUUCAACUUCACUUCAUGACCUCUUACCAAGCUUAUCGUUGGGGAGCAGGCUUGAUGCUGUAAAUGAUUCCAUGGAAGACCUUCUGGCAAUGCCGUUACUGCCCAACUUGAAAUUCCCUCUGCAAGAUCCACCCAGGUAUAAUCAGCUAGAGAGGGAAGUGCCUCCAACAUUGGGUUUGGGACCAAUGCCAUCAAGCCUCGGUUCUUUUCCAGAAAAUCAUAGGAGAGUGCUUGAAAAUAUCAUGAUGAGGACUGGUAUUGGGUCAGGCAGCUCACAUAAAAAGCAAUCAAAGAUAGAUGUAUGGUCUGAAGAUGAACUUGAUUUUCUAUGGAUUGGCGUUCGUAGACAUGGACGGGGCAAUUGGGAUGCAAUGCUGAAGGACCCUGUAUUAAAAUUCUCAAAGUACAGGACUUUGGAUGAGUUGGCAGCUAAGUGGGAAGAGGAAGAAGUCAAGAUUUUGGAUGGAUCAGAUUUUCCAGUUUCAAAAUCCACCAAACCAACAAAAUCUACCAAAUUGUCAUCAUUUCCAAUCAUUCCUGAUGGUAUGAUGACACGUGCAUUGCAAGGAAGUAGACUUGCUGCACCACCAAAAUUUCAGCCACACCUGACGGAAAUGAAGUUGGGUUUUGGUGAUCUAGGUUCCAGCCUGCCACAUUUUGAGCCACCGGAGCAGCUUGGUUUGCAGAAUGAGCAUUUUCCACCUAUUCCGCCCUGGCAUUUUGACAAACUUCAUGCAAAAUUUUCUGGAGAUUCUACAGCAGGACCCUCUGAUAUACCUGGGACAUCUUCAAAUUUAGCUUGUGACAAACCGUCUCUGCCUGACACUUAUGGAGCUGGCAACUUGGGUUCUGUAGGUUUGAAUUGCCCAAGUGGCUUUGAUUUAGACAGGAAAGAGGGUGACCAUAGUUUGAAGAAUGGGAAGUUGCCUAGUUUGCUGGAUGGAUCACUACAUCUCUUGUGUGAUUAUCCCAAGAACAUUGGAAGUGGGGAAUCUGUCAAUUCUGGAUUGCUACCUGGGCCAAGUAAAGGGCUGAAUAUUUCUGAUAUGGGGGGAAGAGAAGUAGCUGGUAGUAGUUCUUCAGAGAACAAGCUGCCCCAUUGGCUUCGGGAAGCUGUAAGCAAUUCAGUAAAAACACCUGAUCCUGAUCUUCCGCCCACUGUGUCAGCAAUAGCUCAUUCAGUUCGUGUAGUCUAUGGGGAAGAUACAUCAACCAUUCCCCCAUUUGUGGUGCCUGGUCCCCCUCCUGUCCAACCAAAGGAUCCAAGGUGUAGUUUCAAGAAGAAGAAGCAGCAGAAAAAGUCACAUAAAUUCGGGCAGGUUCCUGACAUAGCUGGAAGCAGCAGCGUUCAUGGUAGCAAUCCUCCAUCAAGCUCAAUUCCAUUGGCCACACAACUUCAGCUGCUGCCACAACCAAUGAGUGGAAGUUUAGGUUUUCCCUGGAGUGAUGCUAAUCACAAAUUACCACCUCUAAAUUUAAAUAUGAUGAACCCCUUGCCUUCACCAGCAAGCCUAAUCCCACCAAAGAAAAGAACCUCAGGGUUGUCCCCAUCUCCUGAAGUGCUUCAACUGGUAGCUUCCUGUGUUGCUCCAGGUGCACAUUUGUCAUCAGCUUCCAGUAUGACAAGUUCAAGCUUGCUUGAUGGCAAGAUUCUAUUGCCCAAAUCAAUUGACCAUGUUGGAUUUCCAGAUCCACAAGGUCAUUCAGACAAAUCACAGGCCAGGGAAACCCAUCCUCUUGACAUACAUGAUGAGCUUCAGGAGGUGAGACAAGAUGAGCCUGAUAGUGGGGAUUCAAGCAAGACUCAGUCCAAUCAUUCUCUGCCUCAACAUCCAGGUACAGAGGAAAUAUCAUCGGAAGGCACUGUAUCAGAUAAUCCCGUGAGUGACCAUGAACCGUAGCUGUUACAAAGGAGUAGAAAGCGCAAAAUAGGUAAACUCUUUCAUGCCCAUGGAAUUCCGGGCCUCUUAAAGAUGUGCUCGGGUUUUGUAAUGCAGUGAGUGUUUAAGUAGGCAUACACAUUAGACAGGAUCGUUUUAGGACUUGGUGUCUAGUGUAAAGUUUUCUGUUAGUGAAAAUCCACAGAUAUAGUGUUGUUAGCUUGCUGAUGCUUUUGUUGCCUCCAAUGUAUUGAGAACUCAUGUCACCUGCUUAGCAAGCCUUUAAAGGUCUAUUUUUCAUAAUAAUGUAACAGAAAAGUAUUAUGCAAUCUAGAUUACAACCCUUGAAUGGAGGCAGACCCCUUGAUAUUGGGGGCAUUCUUUCCCCAUUUACUAGUUCAUGUUUUGUAGUCUCGUGUAGUAAAACUAUAAAACAGGAAACUCUUAAAUGUAAUCUCCACAUCCAGAGGCGCAGACCCUAUAACCAAAUAUUUUGUAGAUGAUGGAAUUUAGUCAAAAGGAUCAAUAUGCCAAAGUUGUUUCCUUGUUGCUAUUGUACUAUAUACUGGUAAAGUGGCAAGGAGCAACUUGAACCGUGCUGGAAGCGCAGGUUUAAAUCAUUUUUUCUUAACUUUGCGUGCUCGGUGGCGCAGGUUUAAAUCUCCUUUUCUUAACUCUGGGUACUCGGUACUUGUGGAUGAGAUCACUUGUAGGGCCGAAGGUCCGAGUGAGUACCGAAAAAUUACACAUACAUGCCUGAAUAUUUGUAUGUAUAUUUUCUGAACAAACAAGGCAAGGCCACAUGGUAUGUGGAUAUGCUCACCGUCUCUCUCGGAGUUUGGUCUCCCAUCAUCAUAAACUAACUUGAUCAUG
Molecule: messenger RNA, 8231 nt
Organism: Rubroshorea leprosula
Lineage: Eukaryota; Viridiplantae; Streptophyta; Magnoliopsida; Malvales; Dipterocarpaceae
Source: the annotation of a GenBank genome assembly